Pistacia vera is the source of this 1079-nucleotide messenger RNA. RefSeq lists its product as uncharacterized. The record is from RefSeq and is a predicted model, not a curated record. The transcript has a single exon. Bases 130 to 753 code for a protein of 207 amino acids. Lineage: Eukaryota; Viridiplantae; Streptophyta; Magnoliopsida; Sapindales; Anacardiaceae.
GCCCUUUAAAUACCUCUCUUCCUCGCUCCCCUUCCAAACAAACCAAUAACCAUUUUCUUCUUUAACUUACUCUUUCUCUCUCUCGCUCUCCAAAGACAAAAGAGAAAACUAAAAUAGAAGCAAAUAGAUAUGGAAAUGGAGCCAAGCCCACCAGUCGUCGCAAAGAAGCUAUGGAGGGUAGUGCGCAUAGUUUUUUUCAUGAUAAAGGCAGGCAUAUCAAAGAGCAAAAUAAUGCUCGAUCUCCAUUUGAUGCUGAAGCGAGGAAAUAAACUUGCAGGAAAGGCCUUCGGGAACCUCAUAUUCCACCAUACUUCUUCCUUCAGUUGUCGCUCAAAUGAUGCCCUCUCUUUUGUUUCUCCAAAAGAGUAUGAAUUUAGUUGCAGCAACAGCCCCGCUUUUUACCCUUUUUACACCCACAAACGCAAACACCACCACCACAGCCUUCACCAUUUGGCCAAGUCCUACCGUUAUGACGACGUCACCACGGUUCACGCCGUGCAAAAGGUUCUCGAGAUGUUAAAUAACGAGGCGGCGAUGGAGGCCUCCCCCUUGACCACAUUGCCGGGGUUCGGUCGGAGUCCCAUGGUGAGACAGUUGAGAAUAACAGACUCGCCGUUUCCGUUAAAAGACGAGGGAGAUAGUCAGGUGGACAAAGCGGCAGAGGAGUUCAUUAAAAAGUUCUACAAGGACCUUAAGUCACAGAAGAGAAUGUCUGCACUGGAGUCACCGUACCAUGACUCAUGGGGUCGAUGAGUCAGACUCAGUUAAUCGUUACGAAUAACCACUACAGUACCACUGCAUCCUUUGAAAGAAUUGAAGUGACACCUGCUGCAAUGGAGUUUUGUUUGAUUGAUCAUUUAUCACAUACAACGUACGAUUAGCAAGCAGCCAUGUUUAACUUUAUGUAAAUUUACUUACAAAUGAAGGGGACAUAGGUGAUAAAAUUUUUCAUUGAACAGGUGUGAAGAUCGAUCAUGUACCGUUUAUCAUUUUGAUUUACCGCUGUUUUGGAGUAAUUAAAAUUUCAGUACUUGUUCAUAAUAAAAACAUAUUAAAUGAAAAAAACAUAUAUAUGAAUU